Pelodiscus sinensis (Chinese soft-shelled turtle) is the source of this 6074-nucleotide messenger RNA. NCBI's taxonomy places the organism in Eukaryota, Metazoa, Chordata, Testudines, Trionychidae. The record is from RefSeq and is a predicted model, not a curated record.
AUGGCAAAGAAAAUCUGUGCAGAGUCAGACUUCACCUGCAACAAUGGCCACUGCAUCCCAGCCAGGUGGAAGUGUGAUGGUGAAGAGGAAUGCCCUGACGGGUCUGAUGAAUCAGAAGUGACAUGCACCAAACAAGUGUGUUCAGCGGAAAAAAUUAGCUGUGGAAACUCAAGCAACAAAUGUAUCCCAUCAUCCUGGAGAUGUGAUGGAGAGAAAGACUGUGAAAGUGGAGUUGAUGAAGCUGGUUGCACUGCUGUCUGUUCUUCCAGUGAGUUCCAGUGCAGUAACAAGACCUGCAUCGCCAUGAUCUUCGUGUGUGACGGCGAUAAUGACUGUGGCGAUGGCAGUGACGAGAGGAAGUGCUCGCCACUCACCUGCAACCCUAACGAGUUCCAGUGCAACAACAGCAUGUGCAUCCCCGAGCCCUGGGUCUGUGACAACCAGCCCGACUGUGAAGACCAGUCAGACGAAUCGAUAGAGAAAUGUGGCUACAAAGUCAAGCCUCCAGUGCUGAACACCUGUGCGGCCCACGAAUUCAGGUGCGGCAAUGGGGAGUGCAUCCACUUGAACUGGAAGUGCGAUGGUGACGAGGACUGCAAAGACAAGUCAGACGAGCAGGAUUGCCCAUUAGUGACCUGCCGCCCUGAUGAGUUCCAGUGUGGGGAUGGGACCUGUAUCCACGGCACAAAGCAGUGCAACAAGGUACACGACUGCCCGGACAACAGCGAUGAAGCAGGUUGCAUUAAUGAGUCCACAUGUGCAAGCCCCAGGAAAUUUCAGUGUAGAAGUGGAGAGUGCAUUGAUGGAGUCAAAGUAUGUGAUUCACAUAGAGACUGCAGGGACUGGUCUGACGAGCCUCUGAAAGAAUGUGACCAAAACGAAUGCUCGAUCAACAAUGGUGGGUGCUCACACAUAUGCAAAGACUUGAAGAUCGGUUAUGAAUGCGAAUGCCCUCCCGGAUACAAGCUUCUGGAUAAAAAAACGUGUGGAGACAUAGAUGAAUGUGAGAAUCCAGACGCUUGUAGCCAGAGAUGCAUUAAUUACAAGGGGGACUACAAAUGUGAAUGCUACGAGGGAUACGAGAUGGACACCCUCUCCAAGAACUGCAAAGCCGUAGGCAAGAGUCCAUAUCUGAUCUUCACCAACCGCCAUGAGGUACGUAAGAUAGAUCUGGUGAAAAAGGACUACUCUCGGCUCAUCCCCAUGCUGAAGAAUGUGGUGGCUUUGGAUGUGGAGGUGGCAACAAACAGAAUAUACUGGUGUGAUUUGUUCUACAGAAAGAUCUACAGUGCCUACAUAGACAAAGCCAGUGACACUGCCGAGCAGGUGAUUUUGAUAGACAGUCAGCUGAACUCCCCCGAAGGCCUGGCAAUGGACUGGGUUCACAAGAACAUCUACUGGACAGAUUCAGGAAACAAGACCAUCUCUGUGGCUACCGCUGAUGGAAGCAGGAGAACGACACUCUUCAGCACUGACCUAAGUGAGCCCAGGGCCAUAGCAGUGGAUCCAACCCGGGGGUACAUGUACUGGUCUGACUGGGGAGACAAAGCAAAAAUUGAAAAAUCUGGCCUGAACGGUAUGGAUCGGCGAGUGCUGGUUACAGACAAUAUCGAGUGGCCUAAUGGCAUCACCCUAGACUUGCUGAAUCAGCGUCUCUACUGGGUAGACUCCAAGCUGCACUUACUGUCAAGCAUUGACUUCAACGGCAGCAAUAGGAAAGUUCUCAUCUCUUCUGCUGAUGACCUGAGCCAUCCUUUUGGACUAGCAGUGUUUGAGGAUAAGGUGUUUUGGACUGACCUGGAGAAUGAGGCAAUCUUCAGUGCGAACAGAUUGAAUGGCCUGGAUAUCUCCAUUUUAGCAGAGAAUCUCAAUAACCCUCAUGAUAUUGUGGUCUUUCAUGAGCUAAAGCAGCCAAAAGCCCCAGAUUCCUGUGAGCUCAGCUCCCAACCUAAUGGAGGCUGUGAAUACUUAUGUCUUCCCGCACCCCAAAUCUCUAUCCAUUCCCCCAAGUAUACGUGUGCCUGUCCUGACAACAUGUGGCUGGGCCCUGAUAUGAAGAAAUGCUACAAAGAUCUUCCAGCUGCCUCAACAACUGAACCAGUUUCAACUCCAGUAUCCACCAUCACCAGUACUGUCAUUUCCACCAUCAUCGCAGCUACAACUAGCAACACCAGCAAUGCCAGUAGAGAGAGCACAGGAGCUGUAUCACAGUUUUCCAUCACAACCCCAGGUGUUGGCUUACCCACGACCACAUCCAGCCUAAUACGCCCAAAGAUAAUGACAACUGGAAACAGCAAUUUGUCCCAGCACUAUGCCAAUGAUGAACAAGGUUUUGGAUCAACUGUUACAGCAGCUAUUAUCGGAAUUGUAGUUCCUUUUGUGGUCAUUGGUUUGCUGUGUAUGGGAGGGUACCUCAUCUGGAGGAACUGGAAACGAAAGAACACUAAAAGCAUGAAUUUUGAUAACCCUGUGUACAGAAAGACAACAGAAGAGGAGGAUGAAGAUGAAAUCCAUAUUGCAAGAACUGCACAAAUUGGGCAUGUCUACCCAGCACGUGUAGCAUUGAGCCUGGAAGAUGAUGGGUUACCAUGAGGACCAAGUUGCCACUAUAGUCCCAUACCUGAUGGAAUAAUAUGCACUGAGCAGAUUCACUUUGGAUCAUGGAACUCCCCUUCCUUUUCUUCCCUCAAUGAAUUUAUGUUGCAGAAGGGUAACUACAAAGUUAUAAUGAACUGCAAACAUCCAAAGGAUGUGAGAGUUUUGUAUGUAUAAUCUUUUAUACACAUUUUAACUUGUUGCACUACCCAUAUGUGAUAGUGAAGAGGCUACUGCUGAGCUACUAACUCAGUAUACAUAAUUAGCUGGGUUCAAUGGCUACGCAUCAUUUUUAAACUAUAUUUAUAGAGGUUUUGUAAAUAGGUUGAACUUGCUUUGUGGCUCUCCAUCAACAUAAGUAAAAAAAAUCUAUACAAGCAGUUUAGAAUAUUUAUUAAUAAAAUUGAGAUAUAAGAUUUGUUCUGUAAAUAUAUUAGAGGGGUGAGAGUAUUUAUUUUUUGUAUGUUUGGCUUGCUGUGCAUAUAUCUAUCUAGACUAGAUAGAUAUAUAGACAUAAAUAUAUAUAUAUACAUAUAUAUAUAUAUGCACAUACAUAUAAGUAUAUUUUAAACUAUUAGCCCAAGUCUAUGGGAAUUAGGGGGAUUGAAUUCUUAAGGAAUGUUUAUGGAAAAAUUGCUUUGAACUCUAAAGCCACUGGAGUAAGAAACAGCUGUACAACAGAACAGUCAGUGGUUCUGUAAAAUUAAUGAAGCACUCCCAUAAUGAACUUUUUCUGUCAAAAUAUGUUGUGGUUUACGUUGCAUUUCAAGCCCAGAUGAAUGUCCUGGCCCAGGAGUUAAGCGCUAACAUACUUGAUUUCCUUUAAAAAAAAAAAAAAAAAAAAAGUCACACCGUAAAUGUCCUCAUACACUAUGGGUACGUCUACACUAACCCCCUAGUUCGAACUAGGGAGGCUAAUGAGGGCGAUCAAAAUUGCUAAUGAAGCACGGGAUGUAAAUAUCCCACGCUUCAUUAGCAUAUUCCUGGCUGGUCGCCAGCUGGAAACUGACUAGCCCGAAGUAACUGACCGCGUGGCAGAAAAACGGAAUUCCAAGAUAGACCCCUUACUUCGAAUUAACUGUUAAACUUCUUUCCACGAGGUUUAACAGUUAAUUCGAACUAAGGGGCUAGUUUGAACUAGGGGGCUAGUGUAGACGUACCCUAAGUGAGGAGAAGUUACUGCAUCUCACACAUAAGAAACUCCUAUAGGUUUCAACAUGACUUUAUACCAUAUCAAAAAUUUAUCUCUAUGGGGGUGUUUGAUACCUAAACCUGUCUUUUUUGGGGGGGGGGGGGUCCCAUGAGAAUCUUGUUUAGUACUCAUAAAAGUGAUGAUUUACUGGUAGUUCUAUAUCAUCCUUCUGAAGCUAGCUCAUUGUAAAAUCUUUCCUUUAUCCUUUUAUGGCUGUACUGCUACCAAUCAUUAACACUGCUGAAAUGAAUGAAGUGUUAGGAAACAAAAUACCAGUUUGACCUGGAAUAUACAGCUCUGGGUAGGAUGGCUAAAAAGGCCAUUGGGGAAAAAAAAUACCCCAAACCACCUUAUACAGCAGUGAUCCCCAAACUGAGGGAGUGUGGCAAAACCCACACCAGGUCCUACAGGGACUAUGGAGGGAACAUCACCCAGACCCACUCUGCCCCCAGCUUCACACCUGGCCCCAACUCCCAACUGCACUAAUGGGAGGUGCAGACCAAUUGCGGGGAGGAGAGACAAAAGUUUGGGGACCAAUUCCCUAGAAGGCCUUUCACUCACCUGAUCCUAAAGCUGAGCAACUAUGAGAACAGUCCUCAAUAACCUUUCCAAUUCCAAUAUUCUUUCCAAUGGGAACAGUGGUGGGUGUGGCAGACAUUACUGUCUCUGGCAGAAUCUUGUGACAGCUGUGAAACUAAUGUGUCACUAUUUCUAUAGCAUUAGGAAGUAUCAAGGAAAUCUUAAAUUCUACUGGGCCACAGAAUCAAUUCUUCAGCAGAAGCAGCCCUUUCUUCUAAACUCAGUCUGGCUCAUGGUGCACCAAUAUCCCGCAGACAUGAUAAGGAACAUAUGGUAGGGAACAUGGUAAGCAGUUCCUAUCCCAAAUAUCUGGUAGAGGGCACUGAGUGAUGCAAAGCAUCACUGUUCAUUGUGGAAAUCAUUACCUUCAUUACAAUCCUGCACUACUUCUUGCUCCUGGGAACAAAAUUCAUAGUUUCUCACAUGGCAUAGGAGCACUCAUCUUAUGUGAAUCAGAUGCCAAAGCCCAAGUGGUUUAUCUACUUUGCGCAGUCUUCUGAAGUCACUAUCCCAUAUAUGCACCUGUGUAACAUACAGCAUAAAUUUCCAGGGAUAUCUUUUUUCAAUAUCCAUAUGCUCCAACUCCAGCAGUGAAUAAAGGAUCCAGUUCUGUUUGUUAGAUACAAAGCACUCACUGUUCCAAGGGCCUUAUUCAAAAAUCUAUUAGAAUCAAUGGAAGACCUUUUUCACUGGCUUUAAAUUAGGCCUCACUGACUUUAGUGGGAGAGGAGGGGGUUCAACCUCUGACAAGGAGUAUUCAAUACCUCUGUGGUUUUGGUCCUAAAUCCAACACUGUACAAUAGGUUGUAGAGUAACCUGUGUUGCUUUUAUAUGUGAAUUGAAGUUUGUGAAAGAUCCAAACACUAUCUGAAGAUGCCUGUAUGAUGGGGAGGGGAGAGGGAAUCACAGUUUAAUGUGGGAUUAAAGUGUUGGUACAUGAAUUAAGUCUAGGAAGACAAUACUACAGUAUGCAUUAUGGAAACACUAUGGACCCCAAACUUUUUGUACAAAAGGUCUAUGAAGUUUAAGUUGUCCUUAACCUUCAAUUCUAAAAAUCUAAAGGAGGUGGCUUGAUUACUUAAAGAUCAUUUAGGGAGGUGGAGAAAUGUGAUUCUCAGAUUUCCAAUUAUUAUUUUAAACCACAAAGCUCUUCUACUAGAAGUCCAUGCACUAUGUGUAUGAAGGAAAGAACAAAAACUUGAGCUGUAUGUGUGGUAACACUAACAGCAAACUGUACAUAUGGUUGAAGGCUCUACAUUUUGAUACUUUUUUUAAAAAAAAUAAAAAACUGUACAAGUCGUGUGUAUAAUCAGCAAUUUUUUCAAACCAUUUUAAAUGACGAUGUCUGGUGCUGGUUUCAAACUUUACAGCUUUCUAACUAAUCAAAUGAAGUCAGCCACCAAAUUCGGUUUUUUUUUUUACAUACAUUAUUUUAAACGACAGGUGGAAUUGUUAGGACACUGUUUAAUACUGUAACCGGUUCUGAUCUCUGUCUUGUCAUAAUGAAUUUCUGUUGAAAUGAGUUCUUGCUUGGUGCCUUUUGUGUUUCAGUUUUCAUUGUAUGGACAAAAGAACUGAGGGGGGAGGAGGGAAUUUGUUCUGUAUAUCAUUUGCUGUACUUACAUAAAAAGGAGUACUGAAAACCAAAUGAAUACAUUUGUAAAAAAAGUGCACUGUUUCUAUAGAACAAUUAAAUUUUUUUAUCUGA